AUGGCGCAACCCUCCUCAUCAAGCGACUCGGGCAAAUGCAAACUGCUCGAGCUACCCGCCGAGCUCAGAAACGACAUCUACCGCCUAGUGCUCGUCCCAGAAGACGAUGCAGCCGUGGAUAUCGACGCAAACGGAUACGACAGACCCGGACUCCUCUCGACCUGCAAGCAAAUCUACUAUGAGGCACGCAAAAUCUUCUACGCCGAGAACAAGUUCAUGUUUCUGGUGGCAGGCUUUGAUGCAACGGUACUAUAUCGCUGGGGAAAGAUUGGGAGCUGUCGGAAGUUUGGGAAAGUGGCAGGACUAGGCCGACUGAACGUCACUAUGAGAUGGGGGGGAUCUGAUGCAAUGGCUGAAAUAGUAUCAUGCUGGUGAAGGUGAUGGGUGUACCGGCCCCACGGGCAAUACGGUCUUCCUGUGA
Messenger RNA from Lecanosticta acicola, 421 nucleotides. The record is from the annotation of a GenBank genome assembly. Lineage: Eukaryota; Fungi; Ascomycota; Dothideomycetes; Mycosphaerellales; Mycosphaerellaceae.